Messenger RNA from Dovyalis caffra, 1851 nucleotides. Lineage: Eukaryota; Viridiplantae; Streptophyta; Magnoliopsida; Malpighiales; Salicaceae. The record is from the annotation of a GenBank genome assembly.
AUGAGAGAAGAGCAAAUAGAGAAGCUGCGAGGGGUAGUGCGCGACUGCGUGAGCAAGCACUUAUACUCCUCGGCCAUUUUCUUCGCCGAUAAAGUCGCCGCUUUCACCAACGACCCCGCCGACAUCUACAUGCAGGCUCAGGCUCUCUUCCUCGGCCGCCACUACCGCCGUGCCUACCACCUCCUCAACGCCUCGAAAAUUGUCCUUCGCGACCUCCGCUUUCGCUACCUCGCUGCCAAAUGCCUCGAGGAAUUGAAUGAGUGGGACCAGUGUUUGUUAAUGCUUGGUGAUGCAAAGGUUGAUGAGCAUGGGAAUGUGUAUGACACCAAAGAUUGCAAUGCUAUGUACUUAGAUAAGGAUAGUGAAGAUCGUGAGAUCAAUAUUUCUGCAGCAACAUGUUUCCUAAGAGGCAGGGCUUAUGAAGCAUUGGAAAAUCGUGCACUGGCACGACAGUGGUACAAAGCUGCUAUCAAGGCUGAUCCUUUAUGUUAUGAGGUUGGAAGUGUGAAUGAUGGUUGUAUCUCCAUUGUUUCCCAGGCUUUGGAAUGCCUUAUUGAAAAUCACAUGCUCACAUGUGAAGAAGAAACAAGUCUGCUUUCCUCCUUGCAAUUUGGUCAAGAAGAUGGGUGGCUCUCUUCAUUCUACUCGUGUUUGAUAAAAAAGUAUGACAAAGAGAGUGUUAUAGAAGCCAAAUUCAGAGAAGUUGAAAAAGAAAGCUGCAAUAGCAAUCCUUCUAGCCCAUCUUUCAUGCAUACUCUAAAAAACAAUACCGAUCUUUUGGCCUGCAAAGCAGAGUACUUCAAUCAGUGUGGUGAAUAUCAGAAAUGCUUUGAACUAACUUCAGAUCUUCUUGAGAAAGACCCUUUUCAUUUGAAAUGUACUUUGGUACAUUUAGCUGCUGCUAUGGAGCUUGGAAAUUCAAAUGAGCUCUAUCUUAUGGCAUCUAACUUAGUGAAGGAUUAUCCUCAAAAGGCUCUCUCAUGGUUUGCUGUUGGCUGCUACUACUACUGUAUCAAGAAGUAUGAUCAAUCCCGGCGUUAUUUCAGCAAGGCUACGAGUCUAGAUGGAACCUUUGCACCUGCUUGGAUUGGCUUUGGGAAUGCAUAUGCUGCUCAAGAAGAGGGAGAUCAAGCAAUGUCGGCAUACCGCACUGCUGCUCGUUUAUUCCCAGGUCUGGGCCAUGAGCUGGCUGGCUUUCUAGCUGAAGAUUCUUUUAGGUGCCAUUUACCAACUUUGUAUAUUGGGAUGGAGUACAUGCGAACCCACAGCUAUAAGCUUGCUGAGCAGGCAAAGACGAUUUGCCCUUCAGAUCCACUUGUCUACAAUGAACUUGGUGUUGUUGCUUAUAAUAUGAAGGAGUACAAUAAGGCAGUGUUGUGGUUUGAGAAGACUUUGAAGCACAUUCCAUCUUUAAGUCAAUUGUGGGAACCAACUGUUGUUAAUCUUGCCCAUGCCUACAGAAAGUUAAAGUACGUUUUAAAAUUUGUUGGAGUGGGUAGUUAUGCUCUCAUUUUACCAGUUGCUUCUUGCCAUAUAGGGAUGAUUAGUUUAUGUUCUGCAUUUGUUCUUCAAUCCACAAUUGCUGAGGUCUUUGUCAACCUGAAUGAAAAGAUUUACCAUGAAGCAAUUUCAUGCUACGAGAGAGCACUUACGUUAUCACCUAGAAGCUUGAGUACUUAUGCUGGUCUUGCAUAUACUUAUCAUUUGCAGGAUAACUUUACUGCUGCAAUUACAUACUACCACAAGGCUUUAUGGCUGAAACCAGACGAUCAAUUUUGCACUGAAAUGUUGAGUUUGGCACUUGUAGAUGAAGGUCGUCGAGGCAUAGACCCCAAAAUUGAAUUCCGCUAA